Nematostella vectensis (starlet sea anemone) is the source of this 1119-nucleotide messenger RNA. RefSeq names its product peroxisomal biogenesis factor 19. Gene Ontology annotation, biological process: protein import into peroxisome membrane. Gene Ontology annotation, cellular component: peroxisomal membrane; peroxisome. NCBI's taxonomy places the organism in Eukaryota, Metazoa, Cnidaria, Anthozoa, Actiniaria, Edwardsiidae. The record is from RefSeq and is a predicted model, not a curated record. Bases 39 to 962 code for a protein of 307 amino acids. The transcript is spliced from 7 exons.
UUCGGUAAUGUUUCGGGUUUCCGAAGCAAAUUUUCAAGAUGGCGGACGAGGUUGCAAAAUCUACGGAGCCCGUGAAAGAUGAUGAUCUGGACGAUCUUCUAGAAAGUGCACUUGAGGAUUUUGAUAAAGCAGCCAAGCCUACUCCAAAGUCAGCAAACCAAUCACAAAGCAGCAUUGCACCAGAUCCCAGGCUACUUCCUCCUCCUGUGAAAACCUCAGGGGAGCCAACACCCUUAUCCAGCACAAAUGAUGACCAGGAAGAGAUGGGUAAACUUUUUGCUCAGAGCUUUGCGGAGGCUGCAGCAGACCUGGAGAAGGCAAUGAAGACAAUGGGAGGAAAAGGGGAUGAGGAUUUCCUUGCGCACCUGAACAACUUGGCACAGUCUGCGGCUAGUGCUGCAAGUACUGAAAACCCAGACUCAAUGAAGUCAUUUGAAAGCAAUCUCUCUCAAACUCUAAGUGACCUGGCACAGAACACUAAGGACAUGGAGAACAUGGAUCCGAUGGGUGAGGAUUUUCUCAAAGCGUUGACAGGGAUGAGUCUAGAUGAUGAGGAUGGGGACUUGGAUAUGAUGCCCCUGAUGCAGGGAAUGAUGAAGAACCUCUUGUCCAAGGAGAUUCUGUACCCCUCACUCAAAGAGCUGAACGAAAAGUAUCCCCCUUGGCUUGAGAAUAAGAAGUCUUCACACUCAGAUGAAGUACAUGUGCGAUUCACCAAGCAACAUGAAUAUGUGAAUAUGAUCUGCCAAGAAUUUGAGGCAGAGAAACCAGAUGACUCGGAGGACAUUAAGAAGAAAAGAUUCCAAAAGAUAAUGAGUUUAAUGCAACAGAUGCAAGAAUGUGGACAGCCCCCAGAGGAGCUAGUAGGGCAGAUGGCCCCAGGAAUGCCAUUUGGAACAGAGCCAUCAAUAGGUGACAUGCCUGAGCUUCCAAAAGACCUACAGGAGUGCAAAGUCUCAUAGUUGCAAGUUUAAUUACUCUAAGUUAUUGACCAAGAAUAACAUCCAACACUAUAAAAUAUAGAAGAUUCUAAGAAAAAUGCUAAGAUAAAUCAUUUAGAAUCCAGGGAGAUUGAAGCAAGUUUACAAAUUGUAAUAACAAUAAACCAAAACAAAGUAA